Lucilia sericata (common green bottle fly) is the source of this 549-nucleotide messenger RNA. RefSeq names its product lectin subunit alpha-like. Gene Ontology annotation, molecular function: carbohydrate binding. Gene Ontology annotation, biological process: biological process involved in interspecies interaction between organisms. The transcript is spliced from 3 exons. The record is from RefSeq and is a predicted model, not a curated record. Gene Ontology annotation, cellular component: external side of plasma membrane. Bases 42 to 533 code for a protein of 163 amino acids. Lineage: Eukaryota; Metazoa; Arthropoda; Insecta; Diptera; Calliphoridae.
AUACAGUGUAUAUUUUAAUUUCAAUAAAUCUGGUGUUAUGUAUGCCCGAACAAAAAUUGCGUGAAAGUGAUGAUGGCAGUAAAUUUUAUAUAGAAACUUCCAAAAAUUACAAUUGGUUUGAGGCCUGGAGUGAAUGUGCACGCAAAAACAUGUCCUUGAUUGCCAUUGAUACCUACAACAAGCAUCAACAGAUCGAUAAUUUAUUAAAAAGAUUUUAUACCGCAGCACCACCACUGUGGAUUUCUGGUCAUGACAAUGCUGUAAAUUCACGUUACGAAUGGGCCACCACAGGUGAACGUUUUAGCUUUACAAACUGGGGACCUGGACAACCGGCCGAUAAAAAUAAUACCGAACAUUGUAUUUUAAUAUGGGUCGACUUUCAAUGGCAUGACGAUUUCUGCAGCACAAAAUUAGGUUUUAUAUGUGAAGAAAAUCGUUUGGUUAAGAAUGAGUGUCAUGAUCGGUUUGUUAAAAGUGCUAUAGAUAUAAGAGAAUUAAAAAAUGUUUUAUUUUAUUUUAAUGGUGGUAAGUAAAAGUUGUUAAAAAUUA